Gracilinanus agilis (Agile Gracile Mouse Opossum) is the source of this 2012-nucleotide messenger RNA. RefSeq names its product zinc finger protein 200 (gene ZNF200). Bases 78 to 1301 code for a protein of 407 amino acids. The record is from RefSeq and is a predicted model, not a curated record. NCBI's taxonomy places the organism in Eukaryota, Metazoa, Chordata, Mammalia, Didelphimorphia, Didelphidae. The transcript has 4 exons.
AAUCCUAUUUGAAAGGGCCUUCCUUCAGAUAAGAGAUUUAGUAUAUAGCUGAGAUUGUGGAAAAUCUGAAACUGACAAUGGCUGCAGAAGCGAUCCUAACACCCCCACCAAAGCAAACAGGCUCUCUGAUACUGAAACUGGUGCCAGGUCCUAAAAUGGGUCCAGACACUCUACAAGAAUCUGCUGUACCUCCCAAGACUAUCCACCAAUUAGUACUGGAGCACUUCUUUACCUUUCUGCCAGAGAAGAACCAGUCCCAAAAUCAUAAGCCUGGCAAGGACGACACCAUAAUCUUAGUAAAAGAUGUUACUUCAGCUCUGCAGAAUAGAGCUCAUCCUGCUUCCUGGGUGACUAUUUUUCCCAAGGAUAGGCGUGUCCAUAAACGGGAGAUGGUGCCCCAGACAUUUCCAUCUGACCUUCAGGAGCCUGUGGUAUUUGAGGAUCUAAAUGUGUAUCACUCCCAAGAGGAGUAUGUGGGCUUGGAUCUUGCUCAGAGGUCCCCCAUUUCCAGGAAUCAUGGAGAGGACGAUGUUGGUGACAUGGUCUUAGAAGUAGAUUGCAAUGAGAAUAAGGAAGAUGAUGAUCACCAGCCAGAAAUACCAGAGGAUGUAGAACAUCAUGAAAUGUCAUCAGGUUACUGUGAAAGGGAUGGUUCCCAGAUUUUUAAGCAGGCAAAAGACUGCGAGAAACACCCAGAUAGCCAUGAAGGAAAAAGACUAAACACUUCAGUCCCACAAGAAAAGAGAUUACGAAGUCUUUUAAUUACUGUUGAAAAUGAUACUCCAUUAGAGGACCUUUCAAAAUAUGUGGAUAUAAGUAUUCUUGCACUUUCUCAGAAUCGAAGAACACGAAGAUUCUAUACAUGUCCACAGUGUGGGAAGCACUUCACUGAAAGCUCUUACCUUAUUUCCCAUCAGAGAACACAUACUGGAGAAAAACCUUAUGAUUGUAUUCACUGUGGGAAAAGCUUCAAUCAUAAAACAAACCUUAAUAAACAUGAACGAAUCCACACUGGAGAGAAACCUUACACAUGCUCUCAGUGUGGAAAAAACUUUCGUCAGAACUCUCAUCGGAGUCGCCAUGAAGUAAUUCAUGUAAAGGAAAAACUCCUUAAAUGUCAAGAAUGUGGGAAAAGCUUCUUAGGAGAUGAAGAAUUCUUGCUUCAUCAAGAAACUCAUGAAGAAGAAAGGCCCUAUAGAUGCAGUAGAUGUGGAAGAAGAUUUAGUCGACAAUCAAACUGUACCAGACAUGAAAAAGCCCACUUCAUACCUAAAAUGCAAAAGCAAGUGUUGUCAAGUUAAUCAAUUAGACCUCAUUUACCUUGACAUGAUUCUCCCUGUGGUGACCCUCUAAAUACUAAGAAUGUAAGAAAAAUUAUUUGAAACUCUAAACUCACAUAGUGAAACUGUUAAUAGUCCAAAUGAGAUAAUAUCCAACCAUCACAGCUCAGGCAUUAUUUACUCUGAAGAAUGUAUAAGAAACUAUAUGAAUGGGCCAAGUCUUUGUAGUUCAAAGGACUAAUGAUAAUUCCCAUGUAAAGCAAUGCAAAGAGAACUGUAAAGUCUCUAAACCUCUCUUUUAAGAAAAACUUUCCUUUAUAUUUUUCUGUCUAUCUACAGGCUUCUCUUAGGAGUGACCAGAUAUUACUAAUAUAGUUGUAUCCUGCUUCCCUCUACAUGAAAAUCAACAUUAAAAUAUGGAAAUAUAGAAAUGAAUCAAGUAUACACAUACUUGUCAGAAUCUUGGACAUAGUGAACCAAUAACUCUCAUUAGGUCUAUUAAGUAAAUGACUAAAAGCUUAAAAUUCAAGGAACUAUCAUGAAUUAAUGUAAAAGGUCUAUAUAGUGGAUCACUCCCAUUUGGAUUUUACCCAAGUGCAGUUUCUGGUCCUGUAUAGCUUUUACCAUUUCAGUACAAUAUUUGUAUUCUGUGACUUAUUUUGAAUAUUCAUGUUUUAUCAGAAAAAUGCCAUUUUCCUCUUAUGUGAUUAAAAAAAGUUUUCUGCAUUCUUA